UCACAGGGGGGGCAUGCCCCUCUUGAGAGAUUCCCCACAAUAAGCCCACGCACUUUUCCUUUUGGCAUUCAUAACCAAGAUCCAAACACAGACUUACAGUACACACACACAUUGGCCUGCUAUGUCUUCAGCGAGCUAGAAAGUCACCACUAUUACCUUUUCUUUGGUACCUGCCAGAAACAUGCCUUGGUGCUCUUAUUUUAGGCCCUGCCACCCAUUGACUUGAUAGAGAAGUGUCUGAAGAGGGCCCGUGUCACGAGCAGGUGUUUGGCCAGUCAGAGCAGGGAGCAGCAUUUUGGUGUUCGCUCCCGCAGUUGGACCAGCGAAUUACAUACCACUGAGGGACUGCAGUAAAGCAGUUAAACUUGGCAGAAAUCUGGAGGUUCCCAACCCCCUUAAGAUGUACGGCCUGUACUUGGAAGCAGUGAAUGAUUAUAUCAACGAGUCGUACGGAGAAGAUGUAUGGAGACUGAUAGAGGCCCGGGCAGAGAUACCGCAUCUCAAGUUUGUCCGCCAUCAGAUGUACAAUGACAACCUGAUCCUCCGGCUGGCCAAGGCAGCAGGGGAGGUCCUGGGGAAGACCCAUGAUGAGCUCAUGUAUGCCUUCGGGGUUUACAUGGUGAAGAGGAUCGGGAACUACGGCUACGAGAGGAUUCUCAAGGUGUUGGGGCGUAAUGUGCGUGACUUCAUCAAUGAGCUGGACAACCUGCACGAGUACUUCCGCUUCUCCUUCCCCAAGGUGCAGCCUCCCAGCUUCUGUGUGGAGGAGGAGUGUGAGACCAGCCUCACCCUGCACUACCGCAGCACCCGCAAGGGCUUCACCCAGUUUGUCAAAGGCCAGCUGUCUCAAGUGGGAAGGCAGUUCUACAAUACAGACAUUGAAGUUGAGAUCCUGUCCAAAGAGGAGACUGAGAAGAUGACCUAUGUGAUCUACAAGAUGAACUUUGACAACGCUGCCUUCAAGCACCGCAUGCCCCAGCAGAAGACGGCCCCGGGGUACGAGAAGUUACCCAUGAAGAGGGGCAUCUUUUUCGACAUGUUCCCCUUUAGUGUGAUCUUCCGCCGGGACAUGACCAUGUACCGCAUUGGGGACGGCCUAAAGGAGGUCUUCUCCGACCUGCAGGGCAAGAAGGUCAACGAAGAGUUCACCCUGGUGCGGCCCAUGCUGGAGUUCAGCUGGGACAACAUCUACACCCACCUUAACAAUGUGUUUGAGCUACUGUCCAAAGCUGUGGUGGAGAGCAAGCAGAAGGUGAAUGUCCCUAAACUGAGCAAGGAAAAGGAAGAUGAGGGAAAAGAGGAGAGCGAGAAACCCAAGAGAGAGGAAGAGAGAGGUACAGAGAAGUCAAGGGUCCGCCCGUCGCCACAGUCAACCGACAGGAGAGGGGAGUACUUUGUCCCUAACAAUCUGAAGCACAUGUCUAAUUAUAAUCAUUUUCAUAAUUUCACAGUAUUAUUCCAACCUCAUAGUGUGGAAAUAUAUAUAAAACACAGGAAAAUCUCAUUUUUGACUGCACUGGGCUUUGAAAGUCUUCCAAUAUGUGUAACAAUAAAUCAUCUCUCUGUCAGUGCUGUUAUAAGCAUGAGUGAAAUGCAUAAAACAAAUGUCACUCACUCAGCCACCCAUUCUCCCUCCCUAACUCAGUCAUUCCCUCCCUCCGUCAUUCAUUCCAUCCUUUCCUCUGGCCCAUUAGAUGUGAAGUCUGUGGAGGAGAUGAAGGGGGACCAGGAGUUCAGCAGUGCUCUGACUCAGUACAACAGCUCAGCCAACUCAGGGGGAGAGGACAUCGAGCUGCUCGCCUUCCAGACUGUCACCGGGAAGUGCAGUGAAACCAUCUUCGAGGAUAUGAGGGAACCUCCCAAGAAGCCCCUCCACCUGAAGGGUCAAAUGAAGUACGUCCCCCAGUGGGACUCGCUCAUCUUCCUCAGUACGCCCAUUAUAGAGACAGUGGAGGACAUGAUUAAAAUGGGUGUCUAUGUGAACGAUCUGAACCUACACGACUCCAGCCGAGAGCUCAUCUUAGCCGGAACACAGCAGUCGGCUGAACUUCAGCUGGCUCUUGACCAGGAGCAGCAGAAGUACGCCCAGCUCCAGGAGAUCAUCAAGAAGCUGGACGAGGAGAAGAAGAGAGGAGACUCCCUCCUCUACGCCAUGAUCCCCAAAGCUGUGGCUGACCGGCUCAGGAAGGGUAUCACGGCCCUGGAGACAUGCCAGGUGUUCCCGGACGUGACCAUCCUAUUCAGCGACGUGGUGAAGUUCAACGAGAUCUGCAUCCACAUCACGCCCAUGCAGGUGGUGGACAUGCUUAACGAGAUCUACAUCGUCUUCGACACGCUCAGCGAGAAGCACAACGUCUACAAGGUGGAGACCAUCCGAGAUGCCUACAUGGUGGUAGCAGGCGUGCCCAAUAAAACAACCUUCCAUGCCCACCACAUAUGUGACAUGGCCCUGGACAUGCUGAGCUCCAUCGACCACCUCAAAGACCCCUCCACUGGAGACAACAUCCAGAUCAGAGUCGGGAUCCACUCAGGGAUGGUGGUGGCUGGGGUGGUGGGGCUGAAGAUGCCUCGCUACUGUCUGUUUGGAGACACCGUCAACACUGCCUCCCGCAUGGAGAGCAAUGGGGUGGGCAUGCAGAUCCACAUAAGCCAGACCACCAAAGACCACUUGGAACAUGAGCCCUACAUAAUUGAGGAGAGGGGAAAGAUUUUUGUGAAGGGUAAAGGCUACAUGAAGACAUAUUGGCUGAAGGGGAAGAAGGACCUGUCGUUUAAGACUCCAGCAGAGCUCCGCUACAGCAGUGAACAGAAGGACUCAGAGGACAGGAGCUCCAAUGGGUCCACCUGCACCAACACCAAGCGCUCCACCUCCAACCUGAACAUUCCCAACGAGGAGCAGGCAGAGGGCAAGCCCACCCCCACAGAGUUGCCUGCAGAGCCCUUACCUUCACUAGAAGGCGCCCCCGAGGACCCCACAGACCCCACCGAGCCCCAGGAGAAGAAAGUAAAAAAGAACACUAAGAACAACAACAAAGGGGGCGUGGCCAAGCCCGAAGCUCCUCCCCAGCAGGUCAAUGUGGUGCAGGAGAGUGUAGUGCUUCCUGCUGCUGCCCAGGAGACCCCCAAGGCCCCCCCGGCCACCGCCGCCCCAGUGCUCAACAACAAGAAGAACAGCUUCAGGCAGCACAAUAAGCUGCCCGCCCACCUUCCCAUGCGCAGCACUUCCUGCUGCCUACUGUGAGAGGAGAGGCUAAAAUAAUGUGACUGGCCUGCAUCUUAUUGACAGUCCUAUGAAGGCAACCCUGAAACUGACCCUAACCUUGAACCUCAACCAAAUUGAAAAUUCAACAUGGUUUCGCUGUUCAGUCACAUCCCUUUAGUUUUCCCUACUGUGAGAUGGACCAGGCCAGAGUUCAAGACCUCUCAGAUCGUGGGCCAGCCUUCAUGUUCAAUAUAUUGUAUGACGCCCUGGUGUUUAUCCUAUGUUUUUCCUUAGGCAGGACCUGAGGGUCCCCACAGCAACAUUCAGGGCAGCCCAAACAUUGAUGCCCCUAAAAUUAAACAAAUGUGACAUUGCUGAAAAGGGAGAAAAAAAGUUUCUCUUCCAACAAAUAUAUACCGAUACUCAUGUCUUGAUGACGUGUUAAACAGUGGGCCUUUUUUGGUAAUACAAGCACCUGGCUAAUGUCAUGGAUUUCUGCAUGUUGUUGAAAGGAAACAGGUCAAUAAAUGUACAGUUCAUGUACUAUUUAUUAAGUUAUUACUGUCGGUGAAAACACCUUUUCUAAUUACAGGAUCACAAUGGAUUGGUAUACAGAGUAAGUUGAGAUGUCCAGAGAUGGUUGUAUUUUAUUUGCAUAAACUAGUUCUGAGAAGUCUGACACAAGUUACAGUUCUGAUACUGUAUUUAAUGAUGGAAUAAUAUUGACUUUAAUAAUCAUUUAUAUAAUAGCGCUUUUCCUAAUGCUGUAAGUGCUUUACUUUUCUGUUUUGUAUUUAUAAUUUGUUGCACGUUUAC
Molecule: messenger RNA, 4018 nt
Organism: Salmo salar (Atlantic salmon)
Lineage: Eukaryota; Metazoa; Chordata; Actinopteri; Salmoniformes; Salmonidae
Product: soluble guanylate cyclase 88E-like
Biological process (GO): cGMP biosynthetic process; response to oxygen levels; nitric oxide-cGMP-mediated signaling
Cellular component (GO): guanylate cyclase complex, soluble
Molecular function (GO): heme binding; guanylate cyclase activity
Source: RefSeq, a predicted model, not a curated record